GGCCGGUGGCUCCAGAAGGUUCGGUGCUCGGAGCCGGGGGUCGCCGCCAUGAUGGGCCCGAGGCCUGUGCUGGUGCUCAGCCAGAACAUGAAACGGGAGUCGGGGAGGAAAGUCCAGACUGGGAACAUCACUGCUGCAAAGACCAUAGCUGACGUGAUCAGGACGUGUUUAGGACCACGAGCCAUGAUGAAGAUGCUUCUGGACCCCAUGGGUGGGAUUGUGAUGACCAACGAUGGCAAUGCUAUUCUCAGAGAGAUUCAGGUCCAGCACCCUGCUGCUAAAUCCAUGAUUGAGAUCAGCCGUACUCAGGAUGAGGAGGUUGGAGAUGGGACCACAUCCGUCAUCAUCCUGGCUGGAGAGAUGCUCUCUGUUGCUGAACACUUCCUGGAGCAGCAGAUGCACCCAACGGUGAUCAUCGGCGCGUACCGCAAGGCUCUGGAUGACAUGAUCAGCAUCCUCAAGAAGAUCGGCACCCCCGUGGACGUGAACAACAAGGAGAUGAUGCUGAAGAUCAUCAAGAGCGCCAUAAACACCAAGGCCAUCAACCGGUGGUGCGAGCUGGCCUGCGGCAUCGCCCUGGAGGCGGUGAGGACGGUGGAGCUGGAGGAGAACGGCAGGAAGGAGAUCGACAUCAAGAAGUACGCCAAAGUGGAGAAGAUUCCAGGUGGUUUUAGCGAAGACUCCUGCGUGUUACGGGGGAUCAUGGUGAAUAAAGACGUAACUCACCCCCGCAUGAGGCGUCUCAUCAAGAACCCCCGCAUUGUCCUUCUGGAUUGUUCCCUGGAAUACAAGAAAGGGGAGAGCCAGACUGACAUCGAGAUCACCCGCGAGGAAGACUUCGCCCGCAUCCUGCAGAUGGAGGAGGAAUACAUCCAGCAGAUGUGUGCAGACCUCAUCAGGGUCAAACCAGACCUGGUCAUCACAGAGAAAGGGAUUUCAGACCUGGCCCAGCACUACCUGAUGAGAGCCAACAUCACAGCCAUCCGCAGGGUGAGGAAGACGGACAACAACCGCAUCGCCAGGGCCUGUGGAGCUCGCAUCGUGAGCCGCACGGAUGAGCUGCGGGAGGAGGACGUGGGCACCGGGGCCAGGCUCUUUGAGGUGAAGAAGAUCGGGGAUGAGUAUUUUGCCUUCAUCACCGACUGCAAAGAGCCCAAGGCCUGCACCAUCAUCCUGCGGGGAGCCAGCAAGGAGAUCCUGGCUGAGGUGGAGCGGAACCUGCAGGACGCCAUGCAGGUCUGUCGCAACGUGCUCCUGGACCCGCAGCUGGUUCCGGGCGGAGGAGCCACGGAGAUGGCCGUGGCGCAGGCGCUGACGGAGAAAUCCAAAGGGAUGACGGGCGUGGAGCAGUGGCCGUACCGCGCCGUGGCCCAGGCGCUGGAAGUGAUCCCUCGCACCCUCAUCCAGAACUGCGGCGCCAGCACCAUCCGGCUGCUCACCUCGCUCAGGGCAAAACACACUCAGGACAACAGCCAGACAUGGGGGGUGAACGGGGAGACCGGAGCCUUGGUGGACAUGAAGGAGCUGGGGGUCUGGGAGCCGCUGGCUGUCAAGCUGCAGACCUACAAGACAGCAGUGGAGACGGCCAUUCUCCUGCUUCGCAUCGAUGACAUCGUGUCCGGGCACAAAAAGAAGGGGGAUGAGAAGAGCCAGGCUCCGGCAGCACCGGAGGCAGCCCAGGAAUGA
Messenger RNA from Pezoporus flaviventris, 1686 nucleotides. It is a transcript of the gene CCT3, whose product is annotated as chaperonin containing TCP1 subunit 3. The record is from RefSeq and is a predicted model, not a curated record. Gene Ontology annotation, biological process: protein folding. The transcript has 14 exons. Gene Ontology annotation, cellular component: chaperonin-containing T-complex. The coding region runs from base 49 to 1686 and encodes 545 amino acids. Lineage: Eukaryota; Metazoa; Chordata; Aves; Psittaciformes; Psittacidae. Gene Ontology annotation, molecular function: ATP-dependent protein folding chaperone; ATP binding; ATP hydrolysis activity.